GUGGAAUUCCACUCUUUUAGAUGAAAUUCCACUCCAAAAAAUUUAGAGAGUAGGUUAGCAGUAAAGAACACAAAAAAGAACUUUCAAUUUAUUUGAAUUUUCUCGGUUGUAAGGUGAAUUUUCCAAAAAAAUUGGAGCUGAAAAAAAUCUGCGGAAAAAUUGAAAAGCUCUGAUUUUUUUCUGAGCUUUUAAAACUGUAGAAAAAAGAAUUUUUCGUAUAAGAAACUAUCAUGGUAGUUGUGUAGAGCAGAUUUGAUUAUUAUAGUUGAAGAUUAACUUUUUUCCUACUAUUCUGAGUAUUUUGUAUCCGACCGAUUUUUUUUACUCUAUUUUUAACUUUAUUUUUCAUUAAUAUAGUAAUUAAAUAGCUCGCAAUACACGUAAAAAAUUGUAACAGUGAGGCUGUUGUAAUCAGAUUACACAUUGGAGAUUGAGAUUUGCAAAUUAGAGAUUCGAAUUAAAUCAGUCAGAACGAAACGGAUUACGAUUAAAUUAAAUCUAAUUGAUGAAAUUCUAACCUCCAAUUCGCGAGCCUUGCUCUCUAAUGCACAUUCUGAUACGUGCUUAAGCAAAUCGAGCAAUCACAAUUAAAACUGAUUUUAGAAAGCUUGACUGUAAUUUAUUUAUAUGCUUAUGAUCUUACGGAUACAAUUAAAAUCUUCUACGUGUAUUGUGCAUUGCAAUAAUUCCGCAUUUCUCGUGCGAGCGAAGCUCCUUUAGUAUAUCAAAAUAUUUCGAAUAAAAAAUGUAUAAAAAAAUAUUUUGUUAAUACAUACUAAGUCUAUAGAAAAUAUAAAAAUAUUUUAAUUUAUAUAAAAUUGUAUGGAAAUAGUAAUUGUUUCAUACCGUAGCAAAGGUUGAAGUGAGGCGACGAUUCGUGGAAUCGAAGUGAAGUUGUAAACACAACGUCGAAAUUACGACGUGCCAGGGCGCAGAGAUGAGCCGAGGUAGGGGAAAGACGCGUUUGAAAUCAAGCUCUCUAAAUUUCUAACAAACAUUACGCGACCCGUGUAGGAGCAAUACAAUCGUAAACAGCGAUUGAAGACAGAGCACACUCGAGCAAACGAGGAGAAUCGAAGGGAGAGCGUAGCAAGCACGCAGGGCGCACGUAUAUGUGUGACUACGUCGCGGCGUGUGCGUGUGCGCUGCCUGUGUGCGCACCGCUCCCCCCCAUCCCACUCCAUCGUCACUCUACCGCUGCGUGACUCCGCGUCUUCAACCGUCCGGCUACGACGCACGCCGGCGUCGUGCUCCGCGUUUGUUGUUUAUGUGCCAAGUGAGUUAUCAAUCCGUCGCUGGGCGAUCGUGCCUUUGGCUCACUUCGUCAUACCGCAAUUCGGAGACGGGCUUGUGACGCAUUAGACGAGUCGGUCGCGCCACGACUUUCCCCUCGUCGUUCCGUCUCGUACGCGCAAUUUUUCCGAUCGGAAGUGAGGUUAAGCGUGUCCGAGGUGUCGUGCCGAACCUCGCACGAUCGUCUCGAGGCAUUCAUCCGUCGGGAAUUCGCGUCUGAUUGAAAGUGUGUUAGAAUUUUCGGUCGGAAUCUACGACGUUCUAAAAGCUUCUAUGAGAUUCUAUGGGGUACGGCGAGUGGAUCCGGCGCGACGUGAAGUUGCUCCGCGUUAGAUUUCAGUUUACUUCAGAUUCUACGACGUCGUGCGACGCGAUAGAGACGUCUGGAAUGCGUGUCGCGUUGUUCUUUCGUCCGAAAUGUACGGUGCGUACGCGAUUGUCCGUCGGCAGUGUCGUGCAGAGUGCCGUCGGGUAUUGGUUGCGCCGAUUAAUUGCGCAAAUGAUAAUUAGCAAUCUACUCUAAUAUAAUAGUUAAGGUUAGUUGACAAAGUAGACGCUCGCUCGCGCUACGCGCGCUCCUCCUCCCUCCUCCCUCCUCCCUCCUCCAUUCCUCGCCUCGCCUUGUCUCGUACGCGUAAUUUUUCCGAUCGGAAAUGAGGUUAAGCGUGUCCGAGGUGUCGUGUCAAGGCUCGCAUGAUCGUCUCGAGGCAGUCAUCCGUCGGGAGUCGCGUGUGAUUGAAAGUGCGUUGGCAUUUUCGAUCGGGAUUUACGACGUUCUAAAGUUUCUAUGAGGCUCGGCGAGUGAUCCGGCGCGACGUGAAGUUGCUCCGCGUGAGACCUCAGUUUGCUUCAGAUUCUACGACACCGUGCAACGCGAUAGAGACGUCGGGAAUGCGUGUCGCAUUGUUUGUUUGUUUGUCUGAAAUGUACGGUGCGUACGCGAUUGUCCGUCGGUACAGUUGAUAGUAACGUGCAAAGUGCCGUCGGGCGCUGGUUAUCGCGCGAAAUGAUGAUAAUUCGCAGUCUAACCUAAUAUAAUGGUUAUGUGACGUAGUAAUCCCGGUCGCGUUACGCGUCCCCCCUCCCCCGCCUUCCCCCUUCUCUAGCGUUUCGGUCUCGUACGCGCGAUUUUUCUGAUUGAAAGUGAGGUUAAUCGUUUCCGAGGUGUCGUGUCGAGUCUCGCACGAAUCGUCUAGAGGCAGUCAUCCGUCGGGUAGUCGCGUGCGAUUCAAAAUUCGCAAGAAUUUUCGAUCGGGAUCGACGACGUUCUGUACGCUUCCAGACGUUCGGCGAGUGAUCCGACGCAACGUGAAGUUGCUCCGCGUGAGACUUCAGCUUGCUUCAGAUUCUACGAUGCCGCGCGACGCGAUAGAGACGCCGGGAAUGCGUGUCGCGUUGUUCGCUCGUCCGAAAUGUGUCAUGCCGUACGCGAUUGUGCGUCGGUCGUGUUGUACAAAGUGCCGUCGAGCGUUCGUUGCAUCGCGCCAAUCAAUCGUGCGAAAUGAUGGCAAUCACUCGGAUCCGUAAGCUCGAUUCGUGCAAGUGAGGGCCAGUAAAUAUUGGGAGCAGCGGCCGACAAGAUGGCGACGGACCUCCAGGCAAUGCCUGAUCCACAAAUCCAGUCUAAGCUGGGUAACUACUCGCUGGUGAAGCACCUACUCGACAAGCCUAAGCGCCUGAUCGGCAUCGAUGGCAUCCCGCCGAGUCCGGCACCCUCGCCGAUGCCCUCUGCCCAAAGGUCGGGCACGGACAGCUCGGGCAGGUGUUCCCCGUCCUCGGGGCAGGAGUUCAAGAAACCCGGUGGUCCCCGGGGCACGAGCGUCGCAUCUUCCUCGUCGAGUGCGAGCCAUCAGCAACAACGGGGCAGCUUCGUCAAACCUGCCGACGGCAAGCUGCCCUACAACGGCCGGGUUGCCUAUCCCGGGCAACCGGUCAAGCACGGUGGCGGCAGUAACGAUCAUCGCAGUCACGGUUUACUUCCGGCCAAGGGCCCGCCGCCGUGCUCCCAACCCUUACCUCCUACCGUGGGAGGCAACGGCACGCUGGCGAUCGGCAAUUCUGGCGGAAGUGCCGGCAACCCCAGCAGCAGCCUCGCGAGUCGCACUCAAUUCGCUGGCCGACUGAAGCUGAUCGAGGUUAACGGGGCUAACUCGCGAUCAUCGAUCGAUAGUACUCAAGAUGUAGAAAACAUUUUGAAGGAGGUGACCGUGCCACUCAAGCCACUGACGGCGAUCGCGCAGACCCCGCGGAAGGAGCACGAGUCCAAGUUCACCUUCAUCCCUCAUUUGGCGAAGUUGACGGAAGUCCCACCAGAGCCCGCAAAGCCUCAGCGCCAGCACACCACCAGCAGACUGUCUGCGGAUCUUGCGCAGGAUCUGAGCCUGUCGGAUAGUGAGGAUGAGGAGAGUAAGGAAACAUCGUCGAGACCGACGAGAGGAAACAGGAGUCCGGAUAUCUCGGUCAUCAUCUCGAUACCUUUAUCGAAAAUCACGAUGUCCAUUUUUGAGCAUCGUUUGAUCUCGCAUCCUUACAGUCUAUCGACGCCGCUGAUGACGUCGGCGCCGCCGCUCUUGACACCCAUGUCGCCCGUGGUCAUGUCGCCUGUGGGUCCAUUGUCACCCCCGCGGCCGAUCAGCCCUCCGAGAUAUUCGUCGCCGCCACCGAAGCGUACGACGCCGGAGCGAGUGCUGUCUCCUCUACCCGUUGUCAAUCAUCCCUUACCAUCGGUGUGCUCUCCGACGAAUCCGGUCGUUGUUGGCCAUCCGUCGAGUCCAGCUGAGGCGCCGCAGAGCUCCGGAAGUGCCAGCUCGAGCUCGGACUCCGGCUCGGACUCCGGCUCGGACAGCAGCGACGAUUCUGAGGAUGAGGAUGACCUUGCGUCGGCACCGCCGCCCUCCAAGGGUCCCACCACGCCGCCGUCGGUCUCACCGAAGCAGGAAAAUCUGGUCGAGGAACCGCCGCCCGCCGUGGAAGAGCGUCGCUGGGACCUGAGUUCUUUCUUCAACAAGACGGCAGUGCAGCAUGGCGAACAGAACUCCGAAUCGAAGCCGGCUCAGGAUAACGUUAGGCGGGAGAAGGCGCUUGAAAUAACAACAGAAACCAACAGAACGCAUAGAGAACAGUCACACAAUUGGCAGCUCGAUGAAUCCUUGAAGAGGUCUCACAACAUGAGUUCCCCCAGCGACAGCGAUCAUCACUCCGACCAGGAGAAGGUUCAUCAGCUGGUAGAGGAUAAUCGCGCACAGACGGAGAAGCCGAAGGUUGCUGAUACCAGGAAACGCGGGCGACCUAGAAAGUCUAUCAAGAGCCCGAAACGAGGUCAUCGGGCGUCGGACGAAAAUCUAAAGAACAACAAGCAACGCAGCCGGACGAGAACGGUUGCCAAUUCCAGUAAGAAGAAGCAACCCAAAUCGAAGGAAACUGUGACCACGAGCGACGAUGACAGUAACUCGAGAUCGCAGAGUGAUUCCGAAACCGAUCGUCGACCUACCAAAGUGUCGGCCGUGGCACCGACGAGAAACGAAAAGAGAUCGAGACUGAGCUUGUCGUCCAGCGACGACGAGAGUUUGCCACUGAAUAGGAAAAAUAAUAACAGUGCCUCCGAGGACGACGCUACGCGAUGGACGAGAGUUCCUCCCAUCAAGCGGAGCAACCUGUUGGACUCACCGAAGAAGCAAGAUCAGAAGAAAAAUUCUGCCAAGGGGAAGCCCAGGCAGCCGAGAUCUAGAGUGACCAAUGUGACUGGCGGCGGCUCGGAUUCCGAUAGUGAAACGGAAAUGUCUGUAAGGAGUAAUCGCAUCAAGGUGGCUCGAGUGCCACCGAGACCACGAGCACCUCCAACGAGAACGACCUCGCCUGAUAACUCCGAUAGCGAUAAUAGUCCGGCGUCGAAGUUGCAAGAAGACGACGCCGGCAAUGUACAGGACAAGAAGAAAAGCGACACGUUGCGCCACGUCUUCUCGUCGAAAGGCGGCGGGAAGGGUGGUGGAAAAGGUGGGAAAGGUGGCAAAGGUGGCGGUAAAUGCGGUAUCUACGUGGAGGAGUAUACGAGUAAUUCUGCUACGCAUACACCGACCGGCGGGGACAGCCCUUACAAGAGACCGUCCUCGCGGACGUCCGGUGGUGGUAACAAUAUUCUCCUACGCUCUCCACCAGCGCUUACACACGUGAACGGCAUACCGAGUCUCAUGUGCAAGAUAGAUCUUGGCAGGAUAUCCUCACAACUUUUGCAACUAGCGAGAGGACAAGAGCUCAGGCAACGCACGGAAUUACCCGACACCAGGCCAUCUUCGAGGCAGAGACCAUCCUCCAGUUUGGCGACCUUGCAACCGCCGAGGCCGUCUACGCCGGAGGAGGGCGAGAUCAUAGAUACGCCGCCCCCGCAGCAGCAGAUCGUGUCGGAUCGUGGAUCGAGAAUUCAUCGUUCCGACGGAUUGUUGGGCGAGGGUGACGGCAGACGUUCACGUUCUGUGAUCAAAAGCCAGCCGAUAUCGUCGGACUCGAAGAAUAAUGGUACUGUUCUCGGAGGUGCCGGUAGUGCUAAUGGUGCCGCGACGCUCGGUAGCGCGCUCAAGAGGAAACGUAAUCCGAGUUGUAGUUCCGUGUCCAGUUUGAGUCCCGUUCAGUGUUUAGUGGACACGAAAACCAAGACAUCGUCCGAACAUAAGGACAGAAGUCGCAAGAGACCACGGAGGCAUGCCGCCAACGAAGGAUUAAUGUCCAGUCAGAGUGAUAUCCAGCCGACGAAUCACGAAAGGGACAUAGAAAAGGAUACGAGUUUAUUACCGCCUCCACCUCUCCCAGCACAGCGCGUCUACUAUUCUUACUUUGACCCUCAAAAUGAAAUAUUGGAAGAUCAGGAAAGAUAUUUGUGUUUCAGCCACCAUGACCAGUACCUGACUGAAGCUAAGCGACUGAAACACAAUGCUGAUGAGGAGAAUGAUCUUACAGCACAAGGCAUGAUGUAUCUAGAAGCCGCUUUAUACUUCCUUCUGACAGGCGAUGCGAUGGAAUCAGACCCAGUUACGGAAAAAGCCUCAUACACUAUGUACAAAGAUACUCUUAGUCUCAUCAAAUACAUCUCGUCAAAAUUCAAGAGUCAACCCAACAACUCACCCGAGAAUAGUAUACACACCAAGUUGGCCAUCCUGAGCCUUUGGUGCCAAUCACGCUUGUACUCCAAGCUCUAUAACAUGCGUAAAUCCGAGGUAAAAGAGGUUCAAAAGAUUGUCAACGACUUCAAUCAGAAACAACCUCAACAAUCAGUAGCACAGACAACACCUGCUCAGGCGGAGGGGCAAGGCACGCCCUCUCUUUCGCCUACACCGUCGCCGGCCGGUUCUGUAGGUUCCGUCGGUAGUCAAAGUUCCUCCGGAUACAGCAGUGGUGGACAACACGCUAACCCGGCCACUGGCCAAUCAACAUCGGUCAAUGGUCAAUAUAUUAGCGUGCCAUUACACGUUUACAAUGCGAUGAUGAAGCAAAAUCAGUAUUCAGGCUUACUUACGAACGGUCACGACCUGUGGGACCAAGCAAUAAAGCAAGCGAAACAAGAAGAGAAUAGAAGCUUUUUCAUCGACUUGGAUCGAAGAUUGGGACCCCUGACAUCGUAUAGCUCAUUACGCGAGCUUGUGCGUUACGUUCAAGCGGGUAUAAAGAAGUUACGAGCUCUCUGACCACAGUGGCAUAGCCCCCGACCACCCACUCCAAACUACAUUACUUCCCUUCCUCAAAAUAUGGUCACUUACCCGACCAUGUACACGUAGUUGCGUAGCGUCGUCGCAUCGGUCAUUGUGAUGUCAACCAACAACCGGCGACGCAUGGAGACGUGAAAAGCAGGAAAGUGCGAUAGCGGUGAUUUAGCAAAAUCACAGACUAUUUUCUUUGUGACGAGUGGUCUCAGGGGGGUGCAGUCGAAUUGAUAACGAGAAUCACAGUCUAGAAGAAGGAAAGAGCAGCUCGCAAGGUGGCAUUCUUUAGUCGGACGACGUCGGGGCAUUCUUGAUAUAAAUUUAGCAGCAAGUUUGUAGUCAAUUGCAAUGCGCGUGCCUGAGGGGGCGAGGAAAAAGGCGGCCGACCGAGGGAGAGAGUCGCUUUAUCUUAUUACUACAGUGCAUAAACGAACCCUCGUGCACUUUGUUUAGAGCACGUGUUACUUACUCUCGAGGCGCAGUGGAAAGAAUCGUUGGGCGGGAGGAUGAUAUUGAAACGCUCGCGAGCAAUAACGCGAGCGCAUUAGAUUUCUGACGAAUCGCAGUGAUAAUGCGUGUCUAUUUUUCCGAAAUGUCUGCUUUUGUAAGUUAAUGCAUAGAUAUCGAUGCGAGAUAGACAGGGGGGAGGGGAGAAUCCGGAGAUAGGAGAGGGUGAGGAUAAAAACGUAAAGACCGAAUAUGAGAAAAGAAGUGAAAAAUCACUAAAGGAAUAGUAGAAGUGCCACGCAAAAAGCGCCCGUGUGUUCUCGCUUCACGGUGCGCCUGACGUUACCUGAAGCAUGAGUAUCGUUUCGACGAUUCUAAUGCGAUGAAUAUAGUGGAUAUACAUAUUUAAUAUAUAUAUAGUUUAUUACCUACAUAAAUAUAUAUAAAUAGUUAUAAAGAUAAGAAUAUAUUUAAUGACGCGAAGAGAGAUAAUGCAUCUCGCGCGCCGGCGCCGCGUUUCAGUAUAGGGGAACAGACGACAGUUGUAUUCGCGAAUAUGGGAGGAGCUAUCGUGAUAAAAUGGGAAAGUGGGAGAGGGCAGAGAGAAAGAGAGAGAAAUUGAAGGAUUUUUGAUGUGGAGAGAGAUGCGCGAGCAACAGGAUCAACAACCAGGAUCAAGUGAUGUGCUAUAGUCUAAUGUUUCCGUGCGAAGCACACAACUCUUUUUUGUAGAUAGAUCGGGGAAGUAAUUUAGAUUAGAAUAAUUAAUAUGCAAACAGGAAAAGCAGUAACAGAUGCGACUAUAUACCAAUACAUAUUAUUUACAUUACCUAGAGUUAACCGGGAGAAAUAAGUAGAGGUUCUAGUGCGAUUGAAAAGUAAAAAAAGGAAAAAUAAUACCGCAUACACAUAUACCGAUAACAUGUUUUAACGAAACGCAAGCGAGGGAAGAAUGAAGCGAGGAUAAACGCUAGAUAAACGCACGCUAAAAGUGCGUUAGGAGGUGAAAUGGUAUCGGGCGAAAUGUAUUCGCGAAUAAUAAAUAACAGCUAUGAUACUCGAGAUUACCAUUUGCAAAUAGAUUUCGCUCGGAUAUCUUUAGAGGCGAACAUCCCUUUUUGCGCGCGCACGACAUGAGAUGCUAACGGAAACAAUGAAAGAAAGAACAAGCGCAAGCGGAUAAGCAAGUUGCUCAUGUGUAUAUUUUUGUAAAUAAGAUAUUUGUGAGUGCCGCCGUCUUGAGGGCGGUCUACCGUCAUUGAGCUCGCGGUAGAUCGGCCCGCCCCAAUUUUUGCUACCACAGAUCUUGUCGAGAAUCGGAUAAGAGAUUAACAAAUAGGAAAAGAAGAAGGAUGAGAAGAUGUAACGAAACGAUACGCGACGAAAUGUGUCUGUUGAAUUUAGUUCCAAAAGAAAAAAAAAAGAAUAUGUUUUUUCCGCGCUUUCUUUCUUCGAGAAUGGCCCAUUUGUGCGUUUACUCCCUCAAACGACUUUUUGAUCUGUCCCCAGUUUUUACAAUUGCUUCUCGAUUGGUAAAUCGUGUCGAGAAAAAUUCUGAAUGCGUCACGGCAGCUUCGAGUUUACCGGUGAUUUGAUUCGCCUCGUGUUACAAACGCAUCUCUUCCCCCGCGUAUUCGAUCAAUGAGGAAUCGAUGACGAGUAGAUCGUGUGAUUUAUAGCAGCGGGGAGGUAUGAUCGGCGAACAUCCGGAGUUUCAUUUUCUCGAUAAAACACCGAAUUUGACGGAACUGUGAAAUCUGAACCCGCAAAAGGGAUUCUUUAGAAAAUCUAAGAUCACGUAGUUUAAUACAUAUCCGAUCUAAAUUUAAUUCUUCCGAGUGAUUAACAAGUAUCGCCCAAUCGGAGGAUGAUCAGUAGCAUUCUCCGAGACCGUAGGACCAAUUAUCAUUUGUAUAACUGUUACAAUAAAACCAUAUUGUUGUCUCGCGUUGCGUCCUAUUAGCAAACCAUCAGGACAGAUAAUAAAGAGAGAAACGCAGGCGGAUUGGCGGGAUGACGAUGGCCCAUAGUUAUUAAGCGCGGUCCAAUGGUUCACGGGAUACAAUUUUAUAUUUCGCGAGUGCUAAAGAGAAUAAAAGAGGAGAGAUUAAAAGAGUAAAAGUAAAAAAAAAAAAUGAAAAAGAAGUCUAUUAAGAAGCUUCGAGAAUAUUUUCGAGACACAUUUAUAGCAGAUACAUAUAUCAGGCCUAUUUUCCCGCCAGGCCGACCGCCCGAAGAGAAAAAGAAGUAAAACAAACGGGAAUGCAAAUUCGACGAGAUACCAAGUUCGGCGUGGUUUGUCGAGAGAAUGAAAACGAACGGUGGAAUUUUUGAAUGCAUUAUGCAGAAAACGAGUUUGCGACGAGCGAAAAAGAGAUUGCUUAUGCUGCUCUAUGUCGGUUGUCAUUUUAUUUAGUUAGUAAUUGGUUUUUAGAUAGAUUUUCCUUUUUACAAUGUUCUUUUCGAUAAUUUCGGGCUGAUGUAUGUUCCUCUAGGACUUCCAAAGAGAUAAGCAAAGGGUGCUGUCGCUCCGUAGAACGCCGCGUAAAGCACGAAUUUUGAUUGGAAAGUAUUCGCCUCCUCUUUCGUAGGUUUUUUUGGUUUUUUUUUCUUUUUAAUCCUCUUCCCCUUUUAUGUAUGGACCAUAUGAUGGAAUCGUGGCAUUGCGUUUUUACUAUAAUUCUAUUAAGCUAUUAUUAAUAUCAUCGUUACUGUUAUUGUUAACAUGAUGAUAUUAUUGGCGAUAUACGAUAGAUGAACAGUUACAAUUGGUAAUAAUAAUAAUGAUCAUAAUAGUAAUUAGAUAUAGACGAUAAUUAAUAAUAGUAACAGUAACGAUGUUACUAUUUAUUAAGUAAUGAUUAUUACGUUUACGAUUAUAGUAUCGUUAUUUUUCUUUCGAAAUAUUUUUAUGAGUGAGAGAACGCAUAAAACGAGGUGAAGUGAUGCGUGGGAGGUGGAAAGCGAAGACUUGUGCGUGUUACACAUACACAUACAUCGAAGAGAUGUACGUUAUUCCUACUUGCAUCGCGAAGUUUAAUGGGGUCGUUUUGAUCGGGCAGACACGCGAUCGGGCAGUUGCGCGACAGAUAUCACCUUCGUAUCUGUAAAAGACCUUAAUAGAGAGCUUAAUUAGCGCCGUUUGAUUUGGUCUUCUUAAUCCCCUCUUCCCUUUUCCCCACACAAACACACACAUACCCUCUUCCCCAUCACACACAUCACCCCGUACUUGUAAAAUAUUUAUAUAUGUAUAUAUUAUUUAUAUAUAUACAUACAACACACCAGUACAUUGCGUGUAUAUACAUAUACAUAUACAUACACAUAUAUAUGUUAAAGAGAUGAGAGAAGCAUACACACACGCAAUCUUAAUUAUGAUUAUAUCAUAUAUUAUUACAUUAUUAGUAAUUAUUACAUUGAUGAUUAUACGCGAUAAUUAUUUUCCUAUAUUUGAUACGGGACGUAUUGUGUACUACCCAAUUCUCUGAAUACAAACGGGCGUUUUAUCUCUGCUAAGCUUCCCUGUCCGUCGCGAUUGUGCCAAAAAGGAUGAGAUAUUGCGCGCGACCGCGCCUUCAAGUAGCCACGGCGUCGAUUGAUUUUAAAAACAAGCCUCGCAGAUUGACCGUAUUAUAUUCCUCGCAUAUUCUCAUCGUCAAAGUCCUCCGAUAAUAUCCCAUGCAAAAAUGGAUAAGUUCCUUUAAUUGUCUUUUGUUCACGUCGCUGUUUUUCACGCGGAAGAGCUCGGUUUGAGACAUUCCCUGUGUACAAAACGCUCUCGGCCAGAUAAAUCACAAAUGCAAAAUGGUCACGCAAAUUGCAUAUAAUUUUAUGUUAAUAUAUUAUAAUUAUUUAUUAAUUAUAAUUAAUUAUUAAAUCGCCAAAUAUAAUUUAAUAAAUUAUUAAUACAAGUUAAUAAUACAAAGUCUUUAAUAAGUUACUAAUUUUAUUGUAUUUAACUUAUUUAAAAAAUUAAUUUUACUAAUAUUUAAUUCUACUAUACGACGUUUGUAAUUACAUAUUAGUUAUAUUAUUUAUAUUGCAUGUCAAAAAAUUACUUUUUUUUUUUAGUAGCAAUUAUUGAAAUUGUAUAUCUUGUAAUUUCGUAUUUUAUAUUCGAUCGCAGCAGAUUUUAAAUCGUCGAGUUCUUCCUCUGUUCUUUCUUAUCCGAAAGACAUGGUCUGAAAUCGAGCUCGUGCGUAGAGCGGACUGACGGUGGCGGUGGCUGUGGACGCUCUAUUUCGCGGACGGACGGGCGGACGAGCGGACAGGGUGGCUUAUCAGCAGCGUAUUCCGAAGUUGGCGGAGCAAUCGUAUGCCGUUGGUUGGUACCGGGCAAUGCACAAGUAAUCCAACUAAUUGCGUUGACUGUGCGUUCAUAACGACGACACGUCACGCAUAUCACGUGGACGGACUCCGCGUACGACGGCGAGGGUAGAAACGAAAGGGGAUUCCCUCCACCCUCCUUUAAUUUACGAGUUGUCAUUCACCAGCUCGCCGUAGGCUUCCAACGCGUGUCCCUCACGCGCGGCCCGAUCGCUAUCGAAACGAACGGAAAUACUUAGAUUUUUUUUUAUUAGAGUUUUUUUCGGUUACGACAUUUGCGACAAUACUUAGAAAAAUCUACCCUCCCUUCGUGCGACGUGGAGUUGCGUCGAGCCGAGCAAGCAAUAUACGCGACAGACGGCCAUCUCUAAUUGGCAUUACGACCAUGCAACAUACACGUGCUGAGAUAUAUAUAUAUAUAUAUAUACAUAUAGAUAUAUAUAUACACACAUACACACACAAACACGCCACAUUGACUAAUUACACGUGGUUAUACUUAACGAAUCGUUUAGUGACAGGCAGACAGACAGGCGAAAGAUAGCCAGAAGGGAAGGUAGAAGCAAGAAGAAGCAGGCAGAAUUAAUUAGAGGAUUGAGAGGGAUCGGAGGACACGUGAAUGAGCAAACCGCACCAAGGAGAGACCAAAUUAUAUCGCUUACCGAGAUAUAAUUACCUAUUUGCUUCGUAUUUAUUUUAAUCGUUAAUUAAUUAUUGUAUUUAUUGGCGCGGAGGCUGACACGCAUAAUUUUCGGGAGACACGUUAAUUACACGAAAAUCAAUUACGCAACAUAUACACAAAUACAAAUGUGCCCGGCCGAAUCACUUCAGAUCGUUCGAAUCAUUGCAGAAAUCACUGCAAAUCUUUUAAUUGUCAUCUGAAGAAUCUUUGGCGCUUAUUCUCGUCGAGCAAAAUGACUCGCGAGCAGAGAAACGAAUUGGAACGACUCAAGAGAUAAAUGUGAAUCUCUUCUGUUUUUGCCUUUUAUUUUUAGUAGAGAUCGAUUUGCAGCGAGAGAAAUCAUCGCGUUAAAGCCUCGUGUAAUUUAUUCUAAAAUAUGAUUUAUAUUGAAAAUGUGCGUCAAAAUUUAAUAUCGUGCAAUCGAAGAAAUUCACGUUUUCCUAUGUAGAAAACUCGUCAUUAACGAUUAAAUUCAGAAAAGUGUAAUAGAGCUUACGCACAAUUUUUGCAAUGCAAAAAAUUGCGUUAAUCAUAUGAAUAAUAAAAAAAUGUAUAUUUUAUACGAAUUUCUCAUCACUUCUUAACGUCAACGAUCGCCCAAUGCUUCGGCCCGGCGCAUUGUCCAUCAUAGCGAUGCAACUUCCUCGUUAAUUGCGGAUUAUUAUUUAUUUCGUCGUUGAUACACACAUUCACACAACAUUUUCGACAUUGUAGCGGAGGAAAGGAAGUACAAAAUUUACACAUAGCGGACGCACGAAGUGACUUGUAAUACUCCUUCGACGUAUCUCGUAAACGUUCCAGAUGCCUCACCUUGUACACCAAGUAAUCAAUAUUAAAAACGCAGAACUCUCUUUAAUAGUUACACUGUUCCAUCCCCUUUUGUUACUCACGUUGCCAAAAAAAAAAAAAAAAAAAAAAAAAUGAAGCUCCGUGCGAAUUGACAUCGUAAAUUAAAAGAGAGCAGGAAAGGACGAUCGCGCGUCGAGGUGAAUCGUUCUUUGUCAACGCACACUCUCCUUUUACUUUUCGUUUUUCUUUCGAGAGAGCUCGCCAGUUCAUUUCCGAUCGAUUGCAACGCGAGCCGAGGUAGCCCCUCGGCCCCGUCUUAAUUUGUUUCCGUGUGCGUCUGAUCGGCUGAUGUCUUUCGUCACUUUGCACGCAUUUCGUUAUGAUUUUCGCUCUCGCGGAAACGCGUAUUUCCUCGACGAAUGUCAGUGCAGCCUUUGACUCUUACACCACACGCGAAGAGAGGAAGACAAAAUAAUGAUAAAACGUAUCACGUGAGACAACGGCGACAGGGGAGAUAAAACGUGGGAAGAGAAAGACCCGUGACAAUAUAUACAUAUACAUAUAUAUAUCUAUAUAUUUGCGAGAUAUUUUGUGAAACAGGGCUUUUUUACCUAUUUUAUAGUAAUCUCAGCUUAAACGGAUUGAGAGAGUGGGAGCGAGAGAAAGAGAGAGAGAGAGAGAGCCUUUACUAAAAAAAAAUAAUAAAUUAAAGUGAUGUGACGAGGAUGUUGUCAUGAAAUGACGUAUUAAGCAGUUGAUGAGCGGUCUGUAAAUGCGUACAUACAUAAAUAGCAUAAAUGCCGUCGUUUAAUGGGGACGGUUUCACUAUAACGUGUACCCUAUUUUUGUUUAUGUUUUGCGCCUUAGAUUUAGCAUUAUUACUAUUAUAUUCUAAUUAUUAUUAAUUAUUUUGAUUAUUAUAUAUUAUUAUGUUUAAGAUUCUUAUUAAUUAUUAUUAUUAUCAUUGUGUAUAUGGUAUAAAUUGUAAAAAGGAGCAUAUUUACUAUAUCAUAUUCAUUUUACGGGGACAUUCCCCCGAAUGAACAAAUUGUUUAAACUAAAAUGAAGGAAUAAAUAAAAUAUUGACCAAAUUAA
This is a messenger RNA of Solenopsis invicta (red fire ant), 14316 nucleotides long. RefSeq names its product AF4/FMR2 family member lilli (gene lilli). Bases 2874 to 6968 code for a protein of 1364 amino acids. Lineage: Eukaryota; Metazoa; Arthropoda; Insecta; Hymenoptera; Formicidae. The transcript has 17 exons. Gene Ontology annotation, biological process: regulation of gene expression. The record is from RefSeq and is a predicted model, not a curated record. Gene Ontology annotation, cellular component: nucleus; super elongation complex.